Molecule: messenger RNA, 3076 nt
Organism: Saccostrea cuccullata (small rock oyster)
Lineage: Eukaryota; Metazoa; Mollusca; Bivalvia; Ostreida; Ostreidae
Product: gamma-tubulin complex component 2-like
Exons: 27
Coding region: 13-2778 (921 amino acids)
Biological process (GO): mitotic cell cycle; microtubule nucleation; cytoplasmic microtubule organization
Cellular component (GO): equatorial microtubule organizing center; centrosome; spindle pole
Molecular function (GO): gamma-tubulin binding; microtubule minus-end binding
Source: RefSeq, a predicted model, not a curated record
UCCUAGCCAAGUAUGAUGAACUCAAAUCUAAAAAGUAAGUCAACAAAAUCUAUCGAGUUCCUAGCCAAGUAUGAUGAACUCAAAUCUAAAAAUAACAGAGAACUGGACCCUUUUGUGUUUCUCCUUUCCAAACUGUGUGAGGAGGAAGAGACCAAGGAGUACCUUGCUAAAAAUGCCAAAGACAAAGCUGAUAAAUCUGGUUUGGCCCUGGCCUCACAUAGCAGGGUCAUUUCACAGCUGCCCGCCCCUGGGGCAAAAAUCACCAUGCAGGAUUUCACAGAGUUGAAGGACACACUUUUUAAAGAAUCAAAAAUGAUGACUGCAACUACAUCGUCAGAAAUAUUAAGGAAAGCCCUGCAGGAGAAACCAAACAAACGGAAUGUAAAUAUUCCUCCUCAGCCAGACUGGUUGUUUAAGAGACCUUCCCUGACCCUGGACUUCAUUGUGGGAGUAGAUGAACCCUCUGAUCAAAAUAUUGUUCCUCUAAGCAGCAUGAGUGUACCAGCUCAGGAGCACGCCAUUCUGGAUGACAUGUUGAACUGUAUGCAGGGGAUUGAGGGUAAAUACAUCCUGGCUCGAGCUCUGACAGAGAGGUAUGCUCCAAAGGAAUUCAUGUUGGACCAAAAUCUGGAUCCAUCUCUACAAGACCUUGUCAGAAGAAUUCUUCCCUUGUGUUGUAACUACUCUACUGUGGUGAGGUUUAUUGAAGAGAAAUCAGCAUUUGAGUAUGGACUCGUCAACCAGGCCUUAAGUGCAGCCAUGAGAACUCUUAUCAAGGACUACAUGGUUCUUGUAGCACAGUUGGAACAUCAAUACAGAUUGGGUAAUCUGAGUUUACAGAAGCUGUGGUUUUACAUUCAGCCAACCAUGAAGACACUGGACAUUUUGGCUUCUGUGGCAAACUCUGUCAACAAGGGGGAGUGUAUAGGAGGUGCAGUCUUGAGUCUCCUCCAUGACAAAACUAGUGGAUUAGUUGGGGAUUCAAAAGGACAGGACCUUUGUCUUUACCUUACACAGUCAGCCUCCGUCCCAUACUUUGAGAUUCUGGAGAAGUGGAUUUAUAAAGGAAUCAUCUCAGACCCUUACUCUGAGUUUCUUGUGGAGGAGAAUGAGACGAUUAACAAGGAGAAGUUACAGGAAGAAUACAAUGAUGCAUACUGGGAAGGCCACUACACGAUCUGUCGGGAGCGGAUCCCAGUAUUUCUAGAACAGGUGGCCAACAAAAUCCUCAACACCGGAAAAUACCUCAAUGUCGUACGACUUUGUGGUCGUGAUGUGCAGUGUCCUUGCGCUGAAGAAAUUGUGUACACAGUGAAGGAAAGGAAAUACUAUGAACAAAUAGAGAAGGCUUAUGAGUACUCUAGUAAACUACUGCUAGAAUUACUAGUGGAAGAGAAGGAACUGAUGGCCAGAAUUAGAUCCAUUAAGCAUUACUUCCUGUUGGACAAGGGGGACUUUAUUGUCCAGUUUAUGGACAUGACAGAGGACGAGAUGAGACAAGAUAUGGAGAACAUCACCCCCACACGUCUAGAGACCUUACUGGAACUGGCUCUUAGGACCAGUACAGCUAACAUUGACCAGUUCAAGGACGAUCUCAGAGUGGAGUUGCUUCCAUUUGACCUUAUCACACAGCUGUUUAAAAUCCUUUCCAUAGAAACAAAGAAAGAAAAAGAGUAUAAAGUAGACCCAACAGACCUACACCUGUCUGGACUUGAGUCCUUCUCCUUUGACUACAUGGUCAAGUGGCCAGUGUCUCUGGUUCUUAACAGGAAGGCCCUUAUCAGAUACCAGAUGCUGUUCAGACAUCUGUUUUACUGUAAACAUGUAGAAAGACAACUUUGUAGUGUUUGGAUCGGUAACAAGGCAGCCAAGAUGUACUCCCUCCACUCCUCUAAGUGGUACCUGGCCGCUUUCGCUCUCCGCCAGAGGAUGCUCAACUUUGUCCAGAACUUUGAGUACUACAUGAUGUUUGAGGUGGUGGAACAAAACUGGCUCGUGUUCCAGCAAAACAUGGAAAAUGUGUCUAACAUAGAUGAUGUGUUGGCGUACCAUGCUGAUUUUCUGAACACUUGUAUGAAUGACUGUAUGUUAACAGACCCUGACCUUCUGAGGAUUGUACACAAACUGAUGGUGGUUUGUGUCACAUUCUCCAACUUCAUACAGAGAUUGAGUCUGAGCACAGCUGUGGAGCCGGAGAGCAAACCAACACGAGAGAGUUCUCUACAGGCCAACAGUAAAGAACACAGAGAGCAGGCCAUCAAAGAGAAACUCAAAACAAAGGUAGGUCUGAGUACAGAACUAGAGAGUAAACCAACACGAGAGAGUUCUCUACAGGCCAACAGUAAAGAACACAGAGAGCAGGCCAUCAAAGAGAAACUCAAAACAAAGAAGUUUCUUUCAUACAACAUGGAUGUUGUUGCAGAGCAUGUAGAUCUAAUGAUGGCCAGUGAGAACUUUGAGAGGACAAUUGCAAACUUUGACCACAACUUCUCUGGCAAACUGAUAGAUUUACUGAGGAAAAUCAUGGACCUGAGUUCAGAAAGUGGACACCUGAAACUGCUUAACAUUCUCUACAGACUGGAUUUCAAUGGUUUCUACAAGGAAAAGUUAGAAGCCAUGUCAGCAGAGAAGGCUAUGAUGGAAUCUUCUAUACACAGUACAGAUUCUGGAUCCACUGGUUCAUGGCCGACGUCAUCAUUUACGUCACAGCGUCCAGAGACGGCUCAAUACGUCCCAAGUAUCCACAAACAAAGACCAUCAUCUAACUCAUCUAGUUAAGAAGGGCUGACCAGAACAACACAAGUACUAACAUUGGAAAGAGAUAAAGAAACUAAGAUAUAUUAAAGUUCAUUGUUGGACUCAAAUAACUUAUUGCAAUGCACAAUGCAAUUCCAUGUCACUGGUAUGUGCUUGUAGAUGUUAAAGGAAACAUUUUUGAAAAGUUUUCUUACGAAAAAUUGUAUAUGUGGGAAGUGAGAACUAUGUUAAUCUGAGUAAUAUAUUUGAAGUCAUUAGCACAGUAUUGAUGAGAUAUUCUUUUAUUAAGGAAUAAUUGGUCUUUUUAUAUUAAUAAAGA